This is a messenger RNA of Ictidomys tridecemlineatus (thirteen-lined ground squirrel), 987 nucleotides long. RefSeq names its product olfactory receptor 10R2. The record is from RefSeq and is a predicted model, not a curated record. Lineage: Eukaryota; Metazoa; Chordata; Mammalia; Rodentia; Sciuridae. Gene Ontology annotation, biological process: G protein-coupled receptor signaling pathway. Gene Ontology annotation, molecular function: G protein-coupled receptor activity; olfactory receptor activity. Gene Ontology annotation, cellular component: membrane.
AUGAGGUUCCUGAAUAGAUCUUACUUCUUUCUCACUUCGCUGCAGGUUGUGGCUGAAAACUUCACUGCGAUCGGCGAGUUCCUACUGCUGGGUUUUUCAAGCCUUGGUGACAUUCAGCUUGCUCUCUUUGUGGUCUUUCUCUUUUUAUAUCUAGUCAUUCUUAGUGGCAAUGCCACCAUUAUCAGUGUCAUCCGCUUGGACCAAAGCCUCCACACGCCCAUGUACUUCUUCCUGGGCAUCUUGUCGACAUCUGAGACCUUUUACACCUUUGUCAUUUUACCCAAGAUGCUCAUCAAUCUCCUUUCUGUGGCCCGGACGAUCUCCUUUACCUGCUGUGCCCUUCAAAUGUUCUUCUUCCUCGGUUUUGCUAUUACCAACUGCCUGCUGCUAGGCGUGAUGGGCUAUGAUCGCUACGCUGCCAUCUGUCACCCUCUGCAUUACCCCAUCCUUAUGAGUUGGCAGGUCUGCGGGAAACUGGCAGCCGCCUGUGGGAUUGGAGGCUUCUUGGCCUCACUGACGGUGGUCAACUUAGUCUUUAGCCUCCCUUUCUGCAGCGCCAACAGAGUCAACCAUUACUUCUGUGACAUCUCACCAGUCAUUCGCCUGGCUUGCACCAAUACCGACGUCCAUGAGUUUGUCAUAUUCGUCUGUGGGGUUCUUGUGCUCGUGGUCCCCUUCUUCUUGAUCUGUGUCUCUUAUCUCUGCAUUCUGAGGACUAUCGUGAGGAUUCCCUCAGCUGAGGGCAAACGGAAAGCCUUCUCCACCUGCGCCUCCCAUCUCACCGUCGUCAUUGUUCAUUACGGCUGUGCCUCCUUCAUCUACCUGAGGCCCACAGCGGACUAUGUGUCCAACAAGGACAGGCUGGUGACGGUGACGUACACCAUUGUCACACCAUUACUAAAUCCCAUGGUAUACAGCCUCAGAAACAAGGAUGUCCAACUUGCUAUCAGAAAAGCGUUGGGGAAGAAAUGGUCUCUGAAGCCAUAG